Messenger RNA from Capsicum annuum, 3709 nucleotides. RefSeq names its product probable LRR receptor-like serine/threonine-protein kinase IRK. The record is from RefSeq and is a predicted model, not a curated record. Gene Ontology annotation, molecular function: protein kinase activity; protein binding; ATP binding. The transcript has 3 exons. The coding region runs from base 878 to 3544 and encodes 888 amino acids. Lineage: Eukaryota; Viridiplantae; Streptophyta; Magnoliopsida; Solanales; Solanaceae. Gene Ontology annotation, cellular component: plasma membrane. Gene Ontology annotation, biological process: protein phosphorylation.
UUACACUUACCAAAAAAAUAUUUAAAAUAUUAUUUUAUAGUGGAUUUAAAACUCCAAUGACAAACAUGUAAUUGAAAAUAUUUACAUUACAAAUCAGACAUAAUACAAGUCAAUCUAAUCAUUUUGUCAUUACGUUUCUAAAAAUUCAAGCAUUACCACUAUUAAGUCUCCUGACCAAGACUACGUGUAAUCCACAUCAGACUCAAAAUAACCUACAAUGGAUCGCCACGUGUCAAAUAUAAUAAAGGCAUCCGUCUCUGUUCUCUCUCAAUUCUCCCUUCCUUCCUUUUUUCCCGUUAAUAAAGUCUGUCUCUCCCACUUACACCAGAGACAGAGAGAGUGCACUUCAAUAAAUGUCUCACUGACUCACCGUUGCCGGAAAACUCUAUACUCGCCGGCGAUUUUUUCUUUUAAUUUAUUUUAAGCUAAAGAAUUUCCUGCGCCGGCGUUUUUUUCGCCGAAAAAAAAUCUCAAGUCACAUUUUAUGCUGUUUUAGUUUGAAGGUCGAACUUCUUCGAGUUCCGUUUUACUUUAGUUUAGUUAAAUUCAACUUCCACUGGGCUUUUUUUUAAGUUAAUUCGAAGGUUUAUGCGCUUUUAUUUUUUCGGUUCUCCGUUUGGGUCUUUAAAGUUUACUCUUUUUUAGCAGAUCUGCACAGCCUUUUCUUCUUUCAGCUAGCUGUAUUUUGGAUUCUAGGGUUUUUGGAACUGUUUGGUUUUAACUGGUAAUUUCAACUCCUAUUUUGGAAGUUGGGUUUUGUUGUCUAUUUUUGCCAAUCAUUGUCUUGAAAAACAAGUAGGUCCUCCGAGUAGCUGCUUACAUUUCAUUCAGCUAACCUCGUACAUGCUGUGGAAUUAUAACCAACAUAUCUUUGGAAAUGAGAAAGGUGUUUGUUAAUUUGUUAUUAUUUCUGCUGGUGCUCGUCUUUGUGGAAGCUUUGAACCCAUCUUUGAAUGAUGACGUAUUGGGAUUGAUUGUGUUCAAAUCCGACGUUCAAGAUCCAUAUGGAAAACUGAACUCUUGGAAUGAAGAGGAUGAUAGUCCGUGCAACUGGGAUGGAAUUUACUGCAACCCCAGAUCUAAUAGGGUGUCUGAAGUUGUUCUUGACGGGUUUGGUUUAGCUGGAAGGAUAAGUAGAGGCCUUUUACGCUUGCAGUUUCUUCGUAAGCUUUCACUAGCUAAAAACAAUCUUACAGGAAGCAUCAGUGUUAGUCUUGCUCAACUUGCCAAUCUUAAAUUUCUUGACUUGAGUGAAAAUAACGUAUCUGGUCCCAUUCCUGGCGAUUACUUUCAACAAUGUGGGCCGCUCAGAUCAAUUUCUUUGGCCAAGAACAAAAUUUCAGGGCAGAUCCCAGAAAGUUUGAGCUCUUGUAUGACACUUGCGUCCCUUAAUCUAUCGUCAAACCAGUUUUCAGGUUUGGUGCCUUCUGGGAUUUGGUCAUUGAAUGGACUAAGGUCUCUUGAUAUGUCAAACAAUUUGUUGGACGGAGAAAUUCCGGAGGGAAUUGAGGGUCUGAGUAAUUUGAGAGCAAUAAACUUGGGGAGAAAUCAUUUCAAGGGUGAAAUUCCAGAUGGAAUUGGAGGUUCUUUGCUUUUGAGGUCAGUUGAUUUGAGUGAAAAUUCUCUCUCUGGAGAGCUUCCAAGCUCAAUGCAGAAGCUUAGCUUGUGUAAUCAAUUCAUUUUGAGGCGCAAUGCUUUUAUGGGCAUCUUACCAGAAUGGAUUGGAGAGAUGAAAAGCCUUGAGAUUCUGGACUUUUCUGAGAACAAAUUCUCUGGUAAAAUUCCAGCUUCAAUAGGGAAACUUGAGUCGCUGAAAAUAUUAAACAUGUCGCAGAAUGAGAUUUCUGGAAGUUUGCCGAACUCCUUGAGCAGUUGUGUUAAGCUUUUGGAAUUGGAUGUUAGUCAUAACUCUUUGGCGGGCACCAUUCCUAAGACUGUUGGCCAAUUGAAAUCCCUGAAUAUUAUCGACUUGAGUGAAAAUCGCUUAUCUGGUACUGUCCCUGCGGAAAUUGGAGGAAUAACAUCUCUCAUGGAACUUACGCUGGAGAAAAACACCUUGACUGGGGAAAUUCCUAGUUCAAUUGGCAGUUCUUCUUCAUUAAUAUCCUUGUCUUUAUCACAUAACGGUCUAACUGGUCCUAUACCUGAAGCCCUAGCUAAAUUGACUUACCUUCAAAGUGUUGACUUAUCUUUUAACAAUUUAACUGGAGUCUUACCAAAGCAGCUUGGAGAUCUUGGCCAUCUCUCUUUAUUCAACAUUUCACACAACCAACUACAGGGCGAACUACCUUCUAAUGGUUUUUUUAAUACUAUUUCUCCUUAUUCUGUGUCAGCAAACCCAUCCCUAUGUGGGGCUGCUGUCAACAGAUCUUGUUCUACUGUCAUGCCCAAGCCAAUUGUCCUGAAUCCCAACUCCAGUGAUUCUACUCCCAGCACUGUCCCUCAGAGUAUUCGCCAUGAGAAGAAAAUCCUAAGCAUCUCUGCACUCAUUGCUAUUGGUGCAGCUGCUGUUAUUUUUGUUGGCGUGAUUGCCAUUACUGUGCUCAAUAUUCAUGUCCGGUCAGUGACAUCGCGCUCUGCUGCUGCAGCCCUUACAAUUUCUGGUGGAGAUGAUUUUACCCAUUCUCCAUCUACGGAUAUGAACUCUGGUAAGCUUGUCAUGUUUUCUGGUGAUCCUGACUUCAGCACAGGGGCACAUGCUCUGCUUAACAAGGAUUGUGAGCUUGGGCGAGGUGGUUUUGGAGCAGUGUACCGAACCGUCCUUGGGGAUGGGCAUCCAGUUGCCAUUAAGAAGCUUACCGUCUCUAGUCUUGUUAAGUCUCAGGAAGAUUUUGAGAGGGAGGUUAGGAAAUUGGGCAAAGUCCAUCACGAUAAUCUUGUCACCCUUGAGGGUUAUUAUUGGACGCCAUCUUUACAAUUACUUAUGUAUGAAUUUGUUGCUGGUGGAAAUUUGUACAAGCAUCUCCACGAAGGAUCUGGUGGGUGUUUCCUCACAUGGAAUGAGCGGUUCAACAUCAUUCUCGGGACAGCAAAAAGCUUGGCUCACUUGCACCAAAUGAACGUAAUCCACUAUAAUCUUAAGUCCAGCAAUAUCCUAAUUGAUAGCUCAGGUGAUCCUAAAGUUGCAGAUUAUGGCUUAGCAAGACUGUUACCCAUGCUUGAUCGAUAUGUCUUGAGUAGCAAAAUUCAGAGCGCACUUGGUUACAUGGCACCUGAAUUUGCCUGCAAAACUGUGAAGAUAACUGAGAAGUGUGACGUGUAUGGAUUUGGAGUUCUUGUUCUGGAGGUAGUCGCUGGAAAGAGGCCAGUUGAGUAUAUGGAGGACGACGUGGUCGUACUGUGUGACAUGGUACGAGGAGCAUUAGAAGAAGGCAGGGUAGAAGACUGUAUAGAUGCAAGGUUGCAGGGAAAAUUUCGAGCAGAUGAGGCGAUUCCUGUCAUGAAGUUAGGAUUAAUCUGCACAUCACAAGUUCCAUCCAACCGGCCUGAUAUGGCAGAAGUAGUAAACAUUUUGGAGCUGAUCCGUUGUCCUUCCGAAGGCUAGGAUGAACUUGUAUGAUGUUCACUAGACAAGUAGAGAUUGUAAGAGAUGACAUUAUAAAUGUUUCAUCCUGGCCAAGAAGAAUCUGACUGAUUUAUUCAGAGAAGUUGAAAUUUGUUGUUGUAGAAUAUUUUGAUCCUUAUUGCUAUAAAAUCCAUCCCCUAUUCA